Populus trichocarpa (black cottonwood) is the source of this 2822-nucleotide messenger RNA. Its product is annotated as 5-methyltetrahydropteroyltriglutamate--homocysteine methyltransferase 1. The record is from RefSeq and is a predicted model, not a curated record. Gene Ontology annotation, molecular function: 5-methyltetrahydropteroyltriglutamate-homocysteine S-methyltransferase activity; zinc ion binding. NCBI's taxonomy places the organism in Eukaryota, Viridiplantae, Streptophyta, Magnoliopsida, Malpighiales, Salicaceae. The transcript is spliced from 12 exons. The coding region runs from base 319 to 2616 and encodes 765 amino acids.
UGCAGAGAGGAGCAGUUCCCUCCCUCUAUAAAUAACCAAAAGCUCAAACACCGUUCUUCGUGUCAAGCUCUCCUCUCUCUGUCUCUCUCUCUGUUAUAUUAACAAAGGAAGGAAGGAACAAGUCUCAUCACCUUUCCUGUUCUAUCUCCGUAGGGUAAGGCGGUUCCUUUUAUUUCUCCUCUUUCUUCAUUUCCCAUGCAAUUAUAAUCCAACAACAAUAAGCACCUGACAGCCCCCUAUUGCUUUCCUUUCCCCCCUCUUCCUCUUGCGUUUCUUUCUUUCUCUUUAAACGUAAGUUUCAAUUGAAACAAAGCAAAAAUGGCAUCACACAUUGUUGGAUAUCCUCGUAUGGGCCCCAAGAGAGAGCUCAAGUUUGCACUGGAAUCUUUCUGGGAUGGGAAGAGCAGUGCUGAGGAUUUGCAAAAGGUUGCAGCUGAUCUCAGGGAAUCCAUCUGGAAGCAGAUGGCUGAUACUGGGAUCAAAUACAUCCCGAGCAACACCUUCUCUUACUAUGACCAGAUGCUCGACACCACCGCAAUGCUCGGUGCAGUUCCACCAAGAUAUGGCUGGAAUGGUGGUGAGAUUGGAUUCGAUGUUUAUUUCUCCAUGGCUAGAGGAAAUGCCUCUGUUCCCGCCAUGGAAAUGACCAAGUGGUUUGACACCAACUACCAUUUCAUUGUCCCCGAAUUGGGUCCUGAUGUCAAGUUCUCAUAUGCUUCUCACAAAGCAGUGACUGAAUACAAGGAGGCUAAGGCACUUGGAGUAGACACUGUACCAGUCCUUAUUGGCCCAGUCUCCUACUUGUUGCUAUCCAAACCUGCAAAGGGUGUGGAGAAAAGCUUUUCUCUCCUCUCCCUUCUCGGAAAAAUCCUUCCAAUCUACAUGGAGGUUAUUUCAGAGCUUAAAGAAGCUGGUGCAUCCUGGAUUCAAUUUGACGAGCCUACACUCGUGAUGGAUCUUGAAUCUCACAAAUUGCAAGCAUUUACUGGGGCCUACUCUGCACUAGAGUCAACUCUAUCUGGCUUGAAUGUUCUUAUCGAAACCUACUUUGCUGAUAUUCCUGCCGAGCAAUACAAGACCCUCACCUCUUUGAAGGGUGUUACUGCAUUUGGUUUUGAUCUGGUUCGUGGAAACAAGACCCUUGACUUGAUCAAGGGUGAUUUCCCUGAGGGAAAAUAUCUCUUUGCUGGAGUGGUAGAUGGAAGGAACAUCUGGGCUAAUGAUCUUGCUGCUUCUUUCAGCACCCUCGAAACUCUUGAGGGCAUUGUUGGAAAAGACAAGCUUGUAGUCUCCACUUCCUGCUCACUUCUCCACACUGCUGUUGAUCUUGUCAAUGAGACCAAGCUUGACAAGGAAAUAAAAUCAUGGCUUGCAUUUGCUGCUCAAAAAGUUGUUGAAGUAAAUGCAUUGGCCAAGGCUUUGGCCGGUCAAAAGGACGAGGAAAUCUUCUCUGCUAAUGCUGCUGCCCUGGCCUCAAGAAAGUCCUCCCCACGAGUCAACAAUGAGGCUGUUCAAAAGGCUGCUGCUGCUUUGAAGGGUUCUGAUCACCGCCGUGCUACAAAUGUUAGUGCCAGACUUGAUGCUCAGCAAAAGAAGCUUAACCUUCCCAUCCUACCAACCACCACAAUUGGGUCCUUCCCACAAACCAUGGAACUAAGGAAAGUCCGCCGUGAAUACAAAGCCAAAAAGGUAUCUGAAGAUGACUAUGUUAAAGCCAUCAAGGAGGAAAUUAGAAAAGUUGUCAAACUUCAAGAGGAGUUUGAUAUUGAUGUUUUGGUUCAUGGAGAGCCUGAGAGAAACGAUAUGGUUGAAUACUUCGGAGAGCAAUUGUCAGGUUUUGCAUUCUCUGCCAAUGGUUGGGUGCAGUCUUAUGGCUCUCGCUGUGUGAAGCCACCAAUUAUAUAUGGUGAUGUGAGCCGCCCCAAGUCAAUGACUGUCUUCUGGUCUACCUUGGCUCAGAGCAUGACUGCCCGCCCAAUGAAGGGAAUGCUUACAGGCCCUGUCACCAUUCUCAACUGGUCCUUCGUUCGAAAUGAUCAACCCAGAUAUGAGACUUGCUACCAGAUUGCUUUGGCCAUUAAGGAUGAAGUGGAGGAUCUUGAGAAGAAUGGUAUCACUGUUAUCCAAAUUGACGAGGCUGCUUUGAGAGAGGGCUUGCCUCUUAGGAAGUCUGAGCAAGCUUUCUACUUGGACUGGGCAGUCCACUCCUUCAGGAUCACCAACUGUGGCGUACAGGACACCACUCAGAUCCACACUCACAUGUGCUACUCCAACUUCAAUGACAUUAUCCAAUCAAUUAUCGACAUGGAUGCUGAUGUGAUCACCAUAGAGAACUCUCGCUCCGAUGAAAAGCUUCUCUCAGUCUUCCGUGAGGGAGUGAAAUAUGGUGCUGGAAUUGGCCCUGGUGUCUAUGAUAUCCACUCUCCUAGAAUACCAUCAACCGAGGAGAUUGCUGACAGAAUUAACAAGAUGCUUGCAGUGCUUGAGACAAACAUCUUAUGGGUUAACCCUGAUUGUGGACUCAAGACUCGCAAGUACACCGAGGUGAAGCCAGCUCUCAAGAACAUGGUUGAUGCUGCCAAGCUGCUCCGCACCCAGCUUGCCAGUGCCAAGUGAGCCAACCAGGAUAUGUUGAGAGUUCAAUCUUCCAUGGUCUAAUGAAUUUUAUUCAAAAUUCAAAACAUAGAAGGUUGAGAGUUUAAUCUUCCCUUGUCCAUUGAAUUUUAUUCAAACAAAAAAGGAAUUUAUUGUUUGAAUAACUGUGGGUCAUGUUGAAAUUAUUUCAGUAAUAAAGAUUCAAAGCCAGAAGUUAUUCAUCUUUA